UUCAAACAGACAGAAAUCGAAAAGAGAGAGAGAAAGAGAGAGGGCGAAGAGAGAGAAAGGGAGCAUCGAAGAAGAGAGCGAUCAGAGAGGAAAACAAAGAAAGGGGGUCUUCUCAAUUUUCUGAUUCAGAAUCAUUCUGCAAGGAAUUUGAAGAGAGUGAAUUGGGGAAUGCGAAGCAAGAAUUUGAAGCAAUGGUGGGAGAAGCUACAUGGGUUUCAGAGUUAGUAGUUAACAGAAAAAAAGAUUGAAGGAAAUUAAGGCUGGAGGUGUUAUGUGAUUAAUAUCCUGUGUUGAAUCUGAAUUUGGGGAGCUUCAAUAAGGUGGAAAUUGUGGGCGGUUUACUUGGAGUUGCAUGGAGGUAUCUGAUUUUUAGGGUCGAGUUCAAUAAAGGGUUUGUUUGUAUGGUAAUUGUGAAUUUCGUCGUUGGUGUUGAAGAAUUUGAGAAAUAUCUUGAAUUUGGGGUUUUGGAGGGAGACUCAUUUUUAUUGCAAGUUUAAGAUCUCAGGGCUUGGACUCGGCCCUCAAAUUAGUGUGGUGUGUAAAUUGAGGCGUUGGAGAUGAGCCACAGCUUUGACAGUUUUAGGGUUGUUUUUAGAGGGAUUAGAUGCUUGAAACUGGGUUUUUGGAGAUGUAGCAGCAAAAAACCCUAACUGAUUGAAGUUGCUGUAGGGUUGUGUGCAAGUGUGUGUUUCUGUUAUAUGGAUUUUUAGUGUGGAGAGAGAGAGAGAGAGAGAGAGAGAGAGAGAGAGAGAGAGAGAGAGAGAGAGAGAGAGAAAUAAAGAGAGAGAUGCAACCACCACAUCACCAUUCGCGGAUCAAUCUUGCUGAAUUGAAAGCUCAGUUAGUGAAGAAACUUGGGCCAGAGGGGUCAAAGCAAUAUUUCUAUUUCCUCCAUAGGUUCUUGAGUUUGAAAGUGAGUAAGGUUGAGUUCAAUAAGCUUUGUCUUAGAAUUAUUGGUCGGGAGAAUAUUCCACUUCACAAUCACUUCAUUCGUUCGAUACUGAGAAAUGCUUGUAGUGCAAAGACACCACCGCCUGCCAAUCACAAGGAUGAUGUUUUGAGACACCUUGGUGGCAAGGAUAUAUCCGCCGAUGGUUUCCUGCAAAACGGGUCCCACGCCAACGUAGCUCAGGCUUCUGCUUCACCCGGUUUAUCAAAUGGAGGUGGUGGCAUGCUGCUACCUCUCUCACCUCGAAAGGUCAGGACAGGCAUUCGUCGUCGUAGUGCACUUGGACCUAAUGGGAAGGCUAGUGUUGUGUUGGAGAAUGGGGAUUCAAAUCCACCUGAUAUGGGAAGGCCACUGCAGCAAUCAGGGAACGAAAAUGAGAUCUUGGUUCCAAAUGCUGCUAAAAUGUCCAUCGUUAGGAGAUCUCCGGAUGUCUCGGCUCCUUCAUGUAGCAAAGACCAAACUGAGUUGGUUGUCAGAGAUGACGGGAAAGAGGCUUCUGCUAGGAGUCCACUUCGAGCCCCCCUUGGGGUUCCGUUAUGUCCUGACAGAGCUCUGCCUCUAUCGAGUAGCCGUAGAUGCAUUGGCUCGUAUAAUAAUGGUGCUUUGUUGGACAGUCUAACAUUAAGGGAACGAAUGGAGCAGAUUGCUCUGAUACAGGGUCUUGAAGGGGUAUCGGUGGAUUCUGCCAACAUAUUGAACCAUGGUUUAGACGCUUACAUGAAAGGAUUGAUUAGGUCAUGCAUCGAGCUUGUAGGGUCAAGAUCGGGGCAUGAGUCAACAACGAGUAAAACCAACAAGCCCCCCGGUUAUAUGAAGCUCAUAAACGGUGUAAAACCGGGUCAUCAAUUUCAUAGUGGAAAGACUAUGGAUGUGCAAGAACAAAGAAGUCACUGCCCCAUUUCGUUACAGGACUUCAGAGUUGCCAUGGAGCUGAAUCCUCGGAAACUUGGCGAAGACUGGCCGUUGUUGCUGGAGAAGAUAUGUACACAUGCAUUCGAAGAAUAGCACAUUGUUUUGGCUCAUAAUUGAGUGAAUGGUCCCACUGGAUCUCAAGGCAUGCUUUGCACUGCCGAUCUUCUGGCCCUUGCGAUUCAUGGCCUCUUGGCUGCGCCCAGGAUAAGAAGAGGGCCGAAGCAGGGAAUCUCGAUUCCACUCUGCUCAGGGCUUCUCUUGAAUCCGAAGAAGCCAUCAUCAGCAACCACCGUGAUGAGGUGAAUGCACGAAUAUGGUUGCGCUGUUGUAUGAUUAGCUUUAUCCCAGUUCAUUUUUUGUCUUUCUUUCUUUCUUUGUCCUGUAAUUUACAGUGAGAAAUUUCUAGAACAGUUUUGCAGGAAUAAUUUGUGUAGUUCAGUGGAAACAGUGGUGGGGCUUGCAUGAUGCAAUAGUCAUGUGUAUGUACCAUCAAGAUUGGUUGGGAUCUUAAUAUUAACAAUACAGUUUAACCA
Salvia miltiorrhiza (redroot sage) is the source of this 2394-nucleotide messenger RNA. RefSeq lists its product as uncharacterized. Lineage: Eukaryota; Viridiplantae; Streptophyta; Magnoliopsida; Lamiales; Lamiaceae. Gene Ontology annotation, biological process: regulation of transcription by RNA polymerase II. The record is from RefSeq and is a predicted model, not a curated record. Gene Ontology annotation, cellular component: SAGA complex. The transcript has 2 exons. Gene Ontology annotation, molecular function: transcription coactivator activity. Bases 788 to 1954 code for a protein of 388 amino acids.